AUUAAGAAACUAAAACAUAAACUUUUUCCCAGGGAAAAGUAGAAGAAGAAGAAGAAGAAAUACUACAAAUGUAAUUCUCUCUUCUUGAAUCUCUAAGUACAUCUUACAUUGAAAAUUCAUAACAACAACAUAAAAACCUUCUAACUCAUUCUUGUUUAUCAUAUCUUUUACCACUUUGAUUCUCCCUCUUGAAAUUUGAUCAAUUGUGGGCAUAGCAUGGAUCAUGUCCGAGCAUUUUCAUCAUCUCCCCAAUUAAAUAAUUCUUCAACAAGUAACAAUGGACAGCCAGAAGAAGAAUUUGGUAUGGAAGGCCUUGCCACAAAUGUUAGGCUAUUGCUAAAAUUAAUUCAAGACCAUAAUGGGGCUACCACAAAAGACAACGAUGAGAGAAAGUUUCAUAGGGUAAAUGGUAUGAUGUUUCUAUUAGAUGAGGUUAGGACAAGGGUUCAAAAGGUUCAAUCUUCUACCAAGAGAAGAGCUGAACUUAGGAGAUGUAACACUGACCUUAGGCCAAACAUACCAAAGGAGAAAAGAGCUCAUGAUGUGCCUCCAGAUGAGAAAGAUAGACUGAGGAAAGAGCUAAACGCGAGCUUUGUGGCACGGCAGAGUCUUCAAGCAAUGUGUUCAAGUUUGGGAAAAGAAAAGCAAAUCAUGGCUUCUGAGCUUGCAAGAAAGGCUCAAGAGUUGACAGAACUUGAGGAGCUUAUAGGUGAUCUAAAAGCUCAGAAUGACAUGUUGAUGGGGAGGCUGCAUGCUUGGAACUCAGAACAGAAGGAGAAAGAGAAGAAGAGUAGUGGAGUAGAAAUGGAAGGGAACAUAGUCCUUCAAGAACGUAACAGGGCUCUUUCGGAACAGCUCCAAAAAUCCAUUGAUGGUUACAGGUCUAUGAAGAGAAAACUAAGAGACAUGCAAGAGGAAAAAAAGGAAAUUCAUGCUACAAUGGAGCAAAUGUGGUUGGAAGUUCAAUCAGGCAUUGACAGGAUUGAUAGCUUCAAGGAACACUUGGCAACAACUAAUCUAGAGACGAGUGGCGUCGAAGAGGAAAUAUCAGAUAUAGAGCAUAUGCUUGAAUCUCUUCGCAUGAAACUAUCAAAACAUACGCAAAAGAAAACUUAAUAUGAUAAGCCAAAAGCUCAAUCUGUAUUUAGAAGAGGCAAAGGUGAGAAGCAUGGUUUAUAGGGGAAGAAAAUGAACACUAUCAAAGCAUCAUCCAUGUACAGAAUGACAUUAUCACUUCUAGCCUACCAUGUAUAUUUUCGGUGUCUAGACAGCAUGCUCUUAGACCAUGAGCAGGAAGAAUAGGAGAGGAAAAAUGGUCAAAGAGGAGAAUAGUGAUUAAAAUGUUUUCUGAAUUAGAAUUUCAAUGGCACAAGACUUGUUUUAUAAACCAGAUUCUUGUCUUCUGUGUGCAUUUCCUAAAUUGAAUUCUUGUUCCUUUCAAUCUGAUUUAUAUGAACUAUAAAGUAGUGUUUACAUUUAAA
Messenger RNA from Cicer arietinum (chickpea), 1481 nucleotides. RefSeq lists its product as uncharacterized. Lineage: Eukaryota; Viridiplantae; Streptophyta; Magnoliopsida; Fabales; Fabaceae. The record is from RefSeq and is a predicted model, not a curated record.